GAAGAAGAAGAAGAAGGAGAUGAAGACGACAAUACGUGUUGUUCUCGAGCGACAUUUUGCAAUCCAAUUUUGCGCGAAAUCGUUGUAACCGAUUCUAUUUCAAAAUGUUUUGACACAUUGGAAAUAACUUGGGCUAAUUUGUUCUGGUUGACAAGCAUUACAGCGAUGAUAUUGAUGACUUGGAUUACUUUAUUCUUCCUUCUCGGUGAAACAAUGUUACCUAAAGGCAAAUACUUCGGUCUCUUCGUUAUUGUUGUUUUUUCUUACUUACUUGGAUGGACCCUUGCUUAUAUUCCUUAUGCCAACCUUCCACCCGUUUUUGGUAUGCUACUAGCCGGUAUAAUCGUGAGAAACACCAAUUUCUACAACAUUAGACAGGAAUUUGGCGUCAGGACGAUCGCGAAAAUACGAACUUUUUGUUUGACCUUUAUCAUGAUUCGUGCUGGUCUUCAAUUGACCACCACGCCGAUUCGUCGACACCCCCUUUUCGUAAUGGUCCUUGCAAUCCUACCCUGUACCAUCGAGAUGCUCGUUCUCGCUAUUUGUGCCAAAUAUAUCCUUGAUUAUCCUUGGAAUUGGGCUUUUAUGACUGGUGCAAUUGUUGCCUGUAUGUCACCUGUUGUCACUGUCAAUUGUAUGCUAGCACUUGCUGAACGUGGCUUUGGUGAAGAUAAAGGAAUGGCUUCUUUAAUAAGUGCAGCUAGUUCCAUCGAUGAUGUACACAUUCUCUCACUUUUUUCUGUUUUCUAUGCCUCCGUUUUUGGUGAAAAACGUCUAACAAAAUGGUGGUCGUAUAUACCAAAUGGUCUUCGAGAUAUUAUCCUAGGUGUUUUAACAGGACUCCUUCUUGGUACUUUCUUGGCUUUCUUCCCUCAUCGUAAUCACAAAUAUGCAACAUGGUACAGAUUAUCAAACUUGGUAAUAGCUGCUUUAAUGUGUACCGCAUCGACAUCGAAACUUCCAGUUUCUGGUGGACCGUACAUUGCUAUUAUAAUAAUGUCAUUUGUUGCUAUCACGGGAUGGAGAAUACUAACAGUAUCUUAUAACACAACACCGCUUAGAAAAGCAACAUAUUUCCUUUGGCACUUUAUGCAGCCUGUUUUGGUCGGUGUUAUCGGAGCCGAUAUUGAUAUUAAGGAUUGGUCUUUAUCAAGAUUUGGUCUUUAUUGUACUUGUAUACUCAUCGGUCUAAUAACACGUUGCAUCACCGCUAUUUUAUCAACGAUCAAGACUCACUUUUCUUGGAAGGAAAAACUUUUUAUCGCUCUUGCUUGGAUACCUAAGGGUACUCUUCAGGCAGCAUUGGCACCAAUGGCUUAUCAACGAACAACAGAAGAAGAUCCAGAACACAUCGAACUAGCUCUCGACGUAGUUAGAAUUUCAAUCGUAGCUAUAAUAUUUUUAGCACCACUAGGUGCGAUUAUUAUGAUGAUAUCUGGCCCUCUUCUAUUAAACAAAAUUACCAUGGAGGAACAUGAGAGAGAACGUCGGUUGAGUUAUCUUCGUAUACGAAGCCUACAACCUGUUAGGACUCGUAAAAGAAGAAGAACCAACACAUCUGUUUAACUAAUAUUAUAUAAUAAAU
This is a messenger RNA of Polistes dominula (European paper wasp), 1585 nucleotides long. RefSeq names its product sodium/hydrogen exchanger 9B1. Gene Ontology annotation, biological process: proton transmembrane transport. Gene Ontology annotation, cellular component: membrane. NCBI's taxonomy places the organism in Eukaryota, Metazoa, Arthropoda, Insecta, Hymenoptera, Vespidae. The record is from RefSeq and is a predicted model, not a curated record. Gene Ontology annotation, molecular function: antiporter activity.